Necator americanus (New World hookworm) is the source of this 714-nucleotide messenger RNA. RefSeq lists its product as uncharacterized. NCBI's taxonomy places the organism in Eukaryota, Metazoa, Nematoda, Chromadorea, Rhabditida, Ancylostomatidae. The coding region runs from base 1 to 714 and encodes 237 amino acids. The transcript has 9 exons. The record is from RefSeq and is a predicted model, not a curated record. Gene Ontology annotation, molecular function: protein-folding chaperone binding.
AUGGCCAUGAAACCGAGAUUCGACUGGUUUCAAACCGAUACGAGUGUGACGGUCACGAUUUUAAAGAAAGGGGUUGCCCUGAAUGAUUGCCGAGUAACAUUUCUUGACAACGACAUUAAAGUGUACUGCGGUGAUGAGAUCAUUUUUGAGACAACCUUAGCAAGACCUGUGGAUGAGAAGAACUUCACUGUAACAUGCACACCCUCCAAGGUGGAGAUCCGAAUGCCAAAAGCCAGCGCUGGUCAUUGGCCCGUGCUUGGAGCACCUUCUGCUAUACCUGCCACUACCGAAUUACAUCACCCUUCAAAGAAUUGGGAAGCUAUUGAGAGGAAAGCAGUCGAAGAGGAGGAGAAUGAACAGUUAGAAGGUGAUGCGGCGGUUAAUCGCAUGUUCAGAAAAUUGUACAAUGAAGCUUCUGAUGAUGUGAAGAAAGCUAUGAUUAAAAGUUAUCAAGAAUCUGGUGGCCGCCUGAUUGCAUGGAAUACAAACAUUUCGAACAGUGAAGAACGGUCCAUCUUGUCUUCUUCUUCGUCUAUCAUCGAAGGGCAUCCAUUGACUUCACAAGGCAAUUUGAAGUCCGAUUACUUAUCAUUUGUUCGAUUCCAAACGACCGUUGUGGCCGAUCUUAAAACUCUGACUUUUGUUAGUAGUGAUGCUAAAAGCGAGGAAAGCACGAACGAAAUUACGCUUCAUUGCAAACCGUCUCUCCGGUGA